UAACAAACAAUUUUAAGACGCCGUCUCAUUCGUUCAAAACACCUAGAAUCAUGAAGUCUUUCGUAGAGUAUUCAUCGAAUUGUGAUUUUCCAAUCGAGAACCUCCCGUACGGUGUUUUCUCUACGGCCAGCAACCCGCAAAAGAGAAUAGGAGUAGCAAUAGGCGACGAAAUCUUAGAUCUGUCCGUUAUCUCGCACCUCUUCGACGGGCCACUGUUAAAAAACAAUCAAGAUGUAUUCCGUCGCGAUUGUCUCAACGACUUCAUGGCUCUGGGAAGACACGCCUGGGCAGAAGCAAGAUCCAAGCUUCAACAAUUAUUGUCAGCCGCUAAUAACACGCUGCAGGAGGCAGAUAUUCGUUCAAAAGCAUUCGUGCCACAAAGCGAAGCAACGAUGCAUCUGCCAGCGAAAAUCGGUGAUUACACAGACUUCUAUUCCUCUAUUCACCACGCCACGAAUGUGGGCAUGAUGUUUCGCGGAAGAGAGAACGCUUUGAUGCCGAAUUGGAAAUAUUUGCCUGUUGGUUACCACGGGAGAUCGAGCUCCGUCGUUGUAUCUGGCACGCCGAUAAGACGACCACGUGGCCAGACACUUCCGGUGGAAGGUGCAGCCCCGGCUUUCGGCCCUUCCAGAUUGAUGGACUUCGAGCUCGAGGUGGCUUUCUUUGUCGGAGGACCUCCCACAAAUUUGGGCGAAACUGUCCCAGCAUCGAAAGCGAACGAUCACAUAUUUGGAAUGGUCACUAUGAACGAUUGGAGCGCGAGAGACAUACAAAAGUGGGAGUACGUUCCAUUGGGGCCCUUUGGAGCAAAAAAUUUCGGGACCACCAUUUCCCCGUGGAUCGUCACUAUGGAGGCUCUAGAACCUUUCAAAGUUCCCAACGUGUCCCAGGAACCAACUCCUUUUCCGUAUUUGCAGCACAACGAAUCCUGUAACUUCGACAUGAAGCUGGAGGUCGACAUCAAACCUCCAAGCGGCGUGGUUAGUACAGUUUGCCGUAGCAACUACAAAUUCCAAUACUGGACGCCCCAACAGCAAUUAGCUCACCACACCGUAACCGGAUGUAAUAUCAAUCCGGGCGACUUAAUGGCUUCGGGCACAAUAAGCGGAGAGACCUCUGAUUCUUUUGGCUCGAUGCUCGAGUUAUCUUGGAAAGGUACUCGACUCGUACCGUUGAAAGAUGGAACCAGCAGAAAGUUCCUGCAAGACGGCGACGAGGUGACCAUUCGCGGUUACUGUGUCGGCGAUGGCUAUAGAAUUGGAUUCGGGCCAUGCUCAGGGAAAUUGUUGCCCGCUCUUGCUGAAUAAUUCUGACGUUUCGUAUGUAAUUUCUCGUGCUCGAGAUUGCAAAUCGCGCAUUACAUGCGCUUCUUUUUACCUUUGUAUCGUGGUUUGUAACGGAAUAAAUAUAUACUAUAAAUUUGUACACUCAUUUGCCUUCA
Colletes gigas is the source of this 1441-nucleotide messenger RNA. RefSeq names its product fumarylacetoacetase (gene Faa). The coding region runs from base 51 to 1307 and encodes 418 amino acids. Gene Ontology annotation, molecular function: fumarylacetoacetase activity. Gene Ontology annotation, biological process: homogentisate catabolic process; L-phenylalanine catabolic process; L-tyrosine catabolic process. Lineage: Eukaryota; Metazoa; Arthropoda; Insecta; Hymenoptera; Colletidae. The record is from RefSeq and is a predicted model, not a curated record. The transcript is spliced from 8 exons.